Molecule: messenger RNA, 963 nt
Organism: Naumovozyma castellii
Lineage: Eukaryota; Fungi; Ascomycota; Saccharomycetes; Saccharomycetales; Saccharomycetaceae
Product: Eisosome component PIL1/LSP1 family protein
Exons: 1
Coding region: 1-963 (320 amino acids)
Source: RefSeq, a predicted model, not a curated record
AUGCACAAGACCUACUCAUUGAGAAACGCAAAGGCUCCAACUCAAUCCCAACUACAGAAUCCACCACCUCCACCAGCAACCACCAAAUCAAGAUUUUUCGGUAAGGGGGGUCUGGCCUAUAAUUUCCGUACCAGGACUGCUGGGUCCUUUGGUCCGGAAUUAUCAAGGAAACUAUCUCAACUGGUCAAGAUCGACAAAAAUUUGAUGAGAUCCAUGGAAGUAGCCUCCAUGGAGAGACGUGAUGCAGCCAGAUUUUUGUCUCAAUGGGGGUUGGAGAACGAUGAUGAUGUAUCUGAUAUUACAGAUAAAUUAGGGGUCCUCAUUUACGAAAUUAGUGAGUUGGAUGACCAAUUCAUCGAUAGGUACGACCAGUACCGUCUAACUUUGAAAUCAAUAAGAGAUAUCGAGUCUUCCAUUCAACCUUCCAAGGAUAGAAUGGAAAGAAUUAAUGAAAAAAUCGCUUAUUGGCAUUAUAAGGAUCCUCAAUCUCAAAAGAUUGAAGUCUUAGAACAAGAAUUGGUUAGGGCAGAAGCUGAAGAAUUGGUUGCAGAGGCGCAAUUAUCUAAUAUUACCAGAUCAAAAUUAAGAUCUGCAUUCUAUUAUCAAUUCGAUUCUUUAAUUGAACAUUCAGAAAAAGUGGCUUUGAUUGCAGGGUAUGCUAAUGCUUUAUUGGAAUUAUUGGAUGAUUCCCCAGUGACACCAGGUGAAACAAGACCCGCAUAUGAUGGAUAUGAGGCAACAAAGCAAAUUAUUGUUGACGCUGAAAAUGCUUUGAAUGAUUGGACUUUGGAUUACGCUCAAGUGAAACCAAAUCUUAGUCUAAAGCAAAAUCAAGAAAUGAGGGGUCAAUUCUAUGAAGAAGAUGAAGAAGAUCUACCUGAAACUGAGAAUGUCAUUGUGACGGAACAUGUGACAAAGAUAACCGAACCAGUAGAUUUGAGACCUUCAGAAGAAGCAACUUAA